AAACAAACAAAUAAAAAUACUUGGUGACGGCGGGGUGGGGGAACCGCGGUGGUGGGGGGCCUAAGGGUGGUAGUAUUAAUCAGCCCCUUCCCCAUCCCCAUCCCUGGGAUUGGAGUAGUAGAGAACAACACCGCAACCUUCCCGGAUCCGGGGACCCCAAGGGGGUCCAAGAAUGCUGUUGGUAGCCCUUUCAAUCCAAUAGCCUUGGAAAAUAAGAAUACGGCUUGGAGUGUGUCUCUGAAAUGGAAUCCAGCAAGCGUACCAGCCCUAUUGGGGUAGUUGUGAAGGACUACCUUGUAUAAUUGAUAAGCCAAGAGACAGUGCUGCACAACAAAAACACUGAUGGCCGCAUUGUUUUGCUUAAGAAGCAAGCAUGGGCCAGAGUGGAGGAAAAAUUCAACGCCUCCGGUUUAUCGGGGAAGAAGACUGUUCAGCAACUAAUGAAAGUUUGGGAACGUCUAAAAGCAAAAGCAAAACAGGAUGACACAGAGUUCAAACGGGCAGUGCGGAAAACUGGUGGAGGUCCACCUCCAACCCUCCCAGAUGACACAGCUAAGGUCAUUGGCAUCAUUAGUAGUGAGGUUAAUGACCUUGGAUGUACAUUUGAUUGUGACACUGGCUGGCCCUUCUGAUUCUGAUUUUGCAUCACCAGCUGUCUCUGAGAACACUGCCAUUACCAUUGUCCUCGAUGAACCGGUGGCAUCCUCAAGUGUUCCAGGGAGAACAACAGCAUCAGUGUGUGCCCCAAAAGCACAUGAAUCGAUGCAAAAAAAUCUCGCCACCGUAUCAAAGAAGAGGAAGAGGAGAUUCUCUGAAACCAACCCUGCAACACUCCAGGUGAGUGAACAGCAAAAGCUGUUGCUAGAAGAACAGCUAAAGGUGGUGAAGCUGCAGCAACAAGGAGAGAGGGAGAAAAAUGAAGAAUGUAUGAAGCUGUGGAAGUUGAAGGAAGAGAAGGAGAGACUGAAAAUUCUACUGCUGAAACAAGAACUUAGAGAAGGGUCAAAAGAAGAGUGGGUUUAAGUUGGUUAAAUUAUACACAUAGAAAUUCUAUAUCAAAAUCACAUUUUUUAUCAAAUAUGUAUUGACUUACAGUAUUUUUUCAUUGCCCCUUUGCUUGACACAGCAUUCAUUAUAUACAAGACUGCAAAGAUUAAAAGUACUCACUUAUAAUUCUAUCUCCAUUUCCUAUUUGUCUAUAAUCAUAAUGACAAACAGCAAGACUCAAAUAUUUAUAAUUUAAUCAAAAUAAAAAAAAGUACUUCAGGCACCAGUCAAGGGCAAACAAAACAAGAUGAAAAAAAGGCCCACUCAUUUGCUGUGUCCCACAAGGUCAUGGCUAGUCCAAAACAGAGAGAGUUGACACCUUCCUCUUGAAGGAAUUCAAGUCGUAGGAUGAAAGAAAUAU
This is a messenger RNA of Portunus trituberculatus (swimming crab), 1408 nucleotides long. RefSeq lists its product as uncharacterized. NCBI's taxonomy places the organism in Eukaryota, Metazoa, Arthropoda, Malacostraca, Decapoda, Portunidae. The record is from RefSeq and is a predicted model, not a curated record. The coding region runs from base 481 to 1023 and encodes 180 amino acids. The transcript is spliced from 5 exons.